AACCUACCUGUCAGUUUCUGGCGGGGUGCCUUGCCUUUAAUUUUGUAGGUUUGUUGGGUUCAUAUCUACAUUUAUAUACCUUUACUGCCAUUAUCUGCAAUAAUUGUAGCUUAGUCGACAUGGGUGAGGAUGGUGCAGGUUCCGAUGAUUACGACCCACAUGCAGAUCCUAAAGCAGAUCCCCGUGAGAGACGACGAAUUCGAUACGAAUAUCGUGAACUGAUCGCCGAAACUCAAAAAAAUAGACAUGAUUUUAUCAAGCCUGAGUCGACCGGAUUACACCAGGCUCUGGACAAAGCUGACACUUUAUUUAAAGGAGUGAGGUUAACAAGAGAGGCUGUUCUUGACUCUCAUUUCCUGGUGCUUGCUUCAAAUCUUGGAAGUCAACAGGCUCAGCAAUUACAAACUCACUUGGUUACAUUUGAUCCUGAUACCUUUGUCCAGAAGCUGAUCACUUUUAUGGGAGGCAGAAAUAUUGCAGAUGCAAGUAGAGAAGAUGACGAAGAUGAGGACAUGCCCAGUAGAAGUCGACAUCCACCUCCCUGCCUUGAUUGGAAGAAGCUUGGACAAAAAGCAAGUGUGGCUUUCAGGAGAACACCAAAUGUUGAUUUUAUGCUUGGUCCCUUAUCUAUGGAACCUCCCCGUCGUCCAACAAGAGAUACGCAGAAAAAAACAUCACAACCUAAGCCCACCCAAUUAGUCAAACCAACACAGUUGGAGAAAGUGGAAGCCAGGGAGGAAGCUACAACUAAAGAAGUUGAUAGAUUACAUCAAGUCCUUUAUGAUAACACAGUCACAGAUGAUGAUGACUUAAAUCCAGUGUGUCUGUUCAAGUUUAUCAUCAAUCCUGAUUCAUUUGGCCAGACUAUCGAGAAUCUUUUCCAUUUAUCCUUCUUAGUUAGGGAUGGUCGUGCUGAUAUAAGUCUUGAAGAUGAACUACCAGUUGUGUCAUAUGUAGAAACGGGCGGUGAUAACGAGGAAAACGUAAAGAAACAAGUGGUUGUUCAUCUCACUCUUCAAGAAUAUAAGGAGAUUAUAAAAACGUUUAACAUCACAGAGCCAAUGAUUCCGCCACGUCCCAGGAUGAAUCAUAUAAACAGUGCUGGUCCUAGUAAUCGCAGAAACCAGAAUGAUGAUGAUGAUGAUGAUGAGGAAGAGGAUGACCAUUAGCCCAGCGCAAUCUACUGAGAGAUUUGAGCGCCCUCAUGAUCGGCAACAAAAACAAAGAGGAAACUCGUGUUGUUUUGAGGAAAUCUCUGUCUGUUUGUUUUUCUUUCUUGAGAGAGGAGAAAACCAUGCCAGGAGCAAAUGUGAUAAUCAGUUAAUGUCAGGAAAGUCUGAUGGAUUGAAGUCAGAGAGGGAGCAGAGUCAGACCACUGUACAUGUACAUUCUGUCUCUACACUUUGAAAAUAUUACUUUCUUAAUCUACCUUGGACUUUUAGUAGAUUUCAUUGUGUUUCAGUUUGUAGCUUAUGAAGCAUUAGGAUUUCUCAUGGGUAAUGGUGUUUGGGAAAUAUCAGAUGGAUAAUAAUCAUAGCAGAUUAGAAGUGAAAUUUAACUGAAAAAUGAAAAGCUGUCGUUUUUCUACUAAGAACAAGCAAAUACCCCCAUGCCAGUAUUACAUUGCAAGAAAAACGGUUCUUUUAAACACCUAUGUGAAGAUUAGGGUGAAAGGAGAAAAAGAAAUGCUUAAUUAAGUCAUUGUAUUGUGGAUCUUUGGUCAUAUACCUUCCUUUAAAAAAAAAAAAUUCUUCAACGCUUUACUAGAUUACAACAAAAAAGUUAUAUUCCUUGUAUUUCCAAUAAAAUUUAGAAUAUAUUUUGUCAUAAAUGAAGAUUUAAAAGAAUAUUCCACCGGUAAUUCCCAAGAUAUUUUAGUGUACAGGGUAUUAAAGUUACAGUUCAAGUUUUGUUAAAAAUAAAAGUUAAAAUACACCAAA
Molecule: messenger RNA, 1940 nt
Organism: Orbicella faveolata
Lineage: Eukaryota; Metazoa; Cnidaria; Anthozoa; Scleractinia; Merulinidae
Product: non-structural maintenance of chromosomes element 4 homolog A-like
Biological process (GO): DNA repair
Cellular component (GO): nucleus; Smc5-Smc6 complex
Source: RefSeq, a predicted model, not a curated record